Fraxinus pennsylvanica is the source of this 480-nucleotide messenger RNA. The record is from the annotation of a GenBank genome assembly. Lineage: Eukaryota; Viridiplantae; Streptophyta; Magnoliopsida; Lamiales; Oleaceae.
AUGUUGAUAAGGCAUCCUGAUAUGUUCUAUGUUUCUCUGAAGGGCGAUAGGGACUCUGUUUUCUUGCGUGAAGCAUAUCACAAUUCCCAGUUGAUAGAAAACGACAAGUUGUUGCUUAUUAAGGAGAAGCUCCGUGCACUUGUUAAUGUUCCACGAUUCCCGGGGAGAAAUGUUCCGACUGCUGAUGCAGAUGAAGCAGCAGAUACAGAGGCGAAAGAUGGAACUGGUGAACACAAGGAAGAUGAAUGGUCUGACAUUGAUAAUUUAGCAAGUGAUGGAUUUGAUGACGAUGACGAUGAAGAAAAUGAGGAUGAUUGGAGUGAUGAAGAAGAUGAUAUGCCCCCAGACUUCAGUGAUGACGAUACAAUUGUGGAUAUAGAAUUGAGCAAACCAGAGAAGCAAGCGAAUGGCUCGAAGACAAGCAAUGAGAAGGUUCUUGCUCCUGUGUUUCCAGAUGGCCGCCCAAGAGAAUGCUGGUGA